AUAGACGCGCCAAGGAAUAAUUUUUUCAUCGUUGAGCAGUAACCUCCGUCUAUGUAUGGUGUUAAACACUGUUUGAUACUUACAAAGAAGCUAACGUGCAAGGGCACACUUUUUGUGUGCAUUUUCUUAUUUAAAGCAAGUCGCUAUGCUGCUUGGGAGAGCGUGUGUUAGCUGGCUAACGUUAGCGAGCUAAUGCUAACUCUAUCGGGGACUUAUCUUUUUUUGUUUUGAUUUUUGUUUGCUAGAAUUAGACAGGAGGAGGAUUUGGUUGAUAGUAUUUUAUUGGAUUUUAUAUUUGCAAUAUGCCUGUUGGUUACAUGAAGUUACAAGUUACAAUUAUUAUUGAUGGAAGCCGAGACGUCUUGGAUGCUAAAACACCAACAAUCUUUUUUCGCCCAUCAAGCAAACUAGCUUAAAAAGUAAGGGUUAAGACAAUCAGGGGCAACAUACAGCUGCCUCCACCACAGUUUCCUAUCUUGAGUGUGACUCGUCUGCACGACGUCACCAAUGCGACCAUGGGAAAUAGCAGUAAAUAGGCUGCCACCAACAGCCCCCUUGAACCCGAGGAGAUUCCUUGGAGAACCUUGCAACGCCCCCGUGCACCUCAGGAGAAGCCCACCAGUGAGACGCCAGUGGGGGAGAAGAGACAGGCCUGUACUGCACGUGUCCCCGGUCCAGGAUGAGAACUUCCAUCAUCUGCUUUUCUCACAGCAUCACCAACAGGUUCAUUUAGAUGAGUCCAGACAGUACAGCCACACCAGCACAGCACCACGCAUGCUUCACCCUGCUGCUCACCUGCCCCAGCAGAGCCCCAUCAUGGUUGAUUUACAUGACCAGAUGCACCAGGGAUCAGUUCCAAUAUCAUACACUGUUACAACGGUGACAACCCAUGGGUUUCCCAUCCACACCGGGCAGCCCCUUCCAGGGUGCAACACUCAGCAGCUCCCAGCAUGCUCGGUAAUGUUCAGCGGACAGCUCUCUCUGCUCUGCUGCCUUCCUCCUCCUCUUAUACAGGCAUGUACCAUGCAGCAUAUACCUGUGUCUUAUCAAGCCUUUCCGCCCCUGCUCUCCAGCGAGCAUUUUGUAUUACACCCAACCCCAUCUGCACCACCUCACCAGCCACCGCACCUUACUCCUUUGAGCCAGUUUGUCCCUUUACAGCCACAGCAUCCGCGCAUGCCUCUGCAGAGGGUUGAAAAUGAAGUUGACCUAAGAGGGGACCAGCACUCAGUCGGCACGUUCUCAUAUCCUCCCUCUCACCAUCCACCAGCGCUGCCUCCUUCACUGCCCCUACAGUAUCUUCCUCAAGAGCCUCUACAUCAGGAGCUUCCCUUUGGAGUGCCAUAUCCUCAUGUGCUGCCACGGCGAGUCAAUGGACAGAGAUAUCGACUGCAGCAACCUCUCCCUGCUCCUCCUCCCCCUCCGUCUUACUACCCAGGCUUCCUCCCUUACUUCCUGUCAAUGCUUCCCAUGCCGCCAACGGCUGUGGGCCCAGCCAUCAGCCUCGACCUGGAUGUGGAUGACGUGGAGAUGGAGAACUAUGAAGCGUUGUUGAAUUUGGCUGAAAGGUUGGGUGAAGCAAAACCUCGAGGUCUCACAAAAGCAGAUAUAGAGCAACUUCCGUCCUACAGGUUCAACUCAGAAAAUCACCUUUCUGAACAAACGCUGUGUGUUGUGUGCUUUAGUGACUUUGAGUGUAGGCAGCUACUUCGGGUAUUACCUUGUAACCACGAAUUCCACGCCAAGUGUGUGGAUAAAUGGUUAAAGACCAAUCGCACUUGUCCUAUCUGCCGAGCCGAUGCUUCGGACGUACACCGGGAGGUGGAGUGAGAACGGUCUUGAGUUUUGAACUGGAUUGCCAGACACAUUAAGGCCUGUCUCCACGUGGGGAACACCUGCCACCUAACCCGUGUUCUCCAGUAAAUAUCGCUUAACAACCCACUGUCCCUAAACAGCAAGCAAUCCAGGACCGUCACUGGAGUGUGUUGUACCUCUGCUGUGCUUCAUUGUCCAAGUCUCAUGAAACCCACUGCCUACUGCAGCCUUUGGCUAGAGUUCUGGGAUUAUACCAGCCAGUUCGUUCUCUGCCCCCUUGUUGCAGAUUCCAAAGAUUUUCCUUACAAUGCAUCGUUUGCUGCUUUUGUUUACAGGGUUUCAUUUGUAUUCAGUGGAUUUGCUUGUGGCAUUUAUAUAAAAGUGGGAGUCCUGCUUUGGAGGGGAGCAGCCGGAAGCCCGCAGGAUGAUGGGCUGGACACUUUUGUGCAAUUAGCAGAAAAAAUAAUAGGAGUAUUUCGCUGUGGGUAUCUGUGUUUGGAGGCGCCGCCUAACCAUCAUAGAUGCAUGUUUGUGUAGGUGUUGGGCAAAGUAAUUUGUUAAUAAUAUAUGUUCUGCAAUAAUGUUUUGAACCGUUUUACCCCUUACUUGUUUAAACUUUGCCUUUUGCUAUUGUGAAAGUGUGACUCGCUGUGGUUCCAUGCAGAUUCUGCUGAGCCUGAGGUCAUGGACAUGCAGCUGCAGGGAAUCUUCUGACCCUGAUUAUCCAAAUGAGGGGGGGGAAACCGAUCUGUACAAAAGCAGUCGUGUGUUAAUGGACUACAUCUUUCGGAGGUUACCCGGCAUAACCGCACAAGCGCUACGUCCGCCAUCUACGUUAGCGCUCUGCUGGCAAAUCUGUGCGCGUAUGUGCAUAUUUUGUGUGUGUGUGCGCGUGUGAGUGUUUGUCCUGUUCACAGAGCCAAUGCAUUGUGUAACCACUGGAUACAGGACAGCAUGCUAGGAUUUGCAUGAACUGUUGAUUCAGACUAGCAAUAUUUUAAUCAAGCAUUGCCACCAAAAUUAUCCAAUCUUUAAAAAAAAAAAAAAAAAAGAGAAAAAAAAGAAUCAAAGACCCACACUCACACAGAAAGCGCCAUGUAGGAUAACAGUAUGUGUGCACGCUGUUAAAAGAAUAGCUCACCUUUAUCUAAAGUGUCUGGUGACGCCAUAGGCCUGUGCAGAAAGCAAUAUGUGCUGUGAGUUGUGAGUUUAACCGAUCGUUUUGUUCUUUUUCCUUAUUUUAGGGCUGUUCUUGUGUUUCGUUCAUUUGUGAGCCAAAUCCAAUAUCCGCAUAUAGCCUACUGUUGACAUUUCUGAUAUGCCUUUUUAUGACCUUGACAAGCACAAACCUGUUACUCUGAGAAAUCUGUGUCAUUUCCACUUGCUGGAAAACGUAUUUGUUUUGUUUUUAAGAAAAAAACUAAACAAAAUGAAUUUAUUUAUUAAUCUUUGUUAUCCUUAAGUUUGGAGACAUUUUGCGUUUGGAUAUUAAAAUCUGGCAUCUUGGUCUGGUCAUGUUCUAAGGCCAUUAGCAGUGGUGUUGUAUAAGCAAGUGUAUGUAUAGCUUCAGUGUGAGUGCUUUUAGGUAAACAUUGGAAGACAGAAGAAUGUUGAAAACCCUUGUAAAGUCACUGGUGAUGCUCCGUGCAGCACCCAUUGGAUCAGAAUGAGCUGGAGGAUCGCGCUCAGACUCACGUCAGGCCCCUUCUAGUGUUGACGCCAGAAAACGUAGGGAUCUGUUGGGAGGAAGGUGGCACAGUGACGAGCAAAUUUCUGUUUUUGAAUUCACUUGUUUCUUAACUGCCCCACUAAGCACUAACAGGCAGUUUUAACCUUUGCUUUGACGCAGAAAGGCAUUUUUUUUGCCUUGUUUUUUUGGUUUAUAUUUUAUUUCGUUAAGUGAAUGUGAGUCUUUAACGUGUCCCACGUUCAAGAGAAAAAAAAGAAGCCAUUUAAUGACUUAAACCCACAGCUUUGAAAAAUAACCUAUGUGUACAUAUCUGUUCACUGGCAUAUAUUGUACGUUUUAAAAAAAAAUCACUCAGGGCCUCUUGGUAUAUAAAAAAAAAAAAAUUAAGUAGAGCAGUCCAUUUCAAAAGGAAAGGAUGCCAUGAAAAGGGUAUAUCUGAAUUUAGUUUGGUCCUUUUUCCUUGGAUCAUAAAUGAUUUACUGUAGUUGAUUAUGAUAUUCUGUUUUGUCUGAGAUAGUAGAAUAUUACACCACUUAAAGACAGGCAUGCAGGAAAAAAAAUAAGAAAAAAGAAAUCAGCAAAUAUUCCAAAAAAAAAAAAGCAAUGUAAACAGCAGCUCAUUUACAAGUGUAUUAUUCAAGCCUGUUUGACUUUUGUUCAUGUACUCAUAUGGUCAGACAUGGCGGUUGUGAUCUCAUCUCUAAACGCGCCACGGUGCACACUAUCCUACCUAAUUUACUCCUAAAUCGACUUCAGAGGUAUUUGCAUGUCUUAAAAGAGGGGGAAAAAAAUAACAAAUAGAGAAAAAAAAAGUGUGAUAUAGUUGAGGAAAAAUCUCCAAAUCUGGUGGGAAACAUAUUUAACGGUGCACAAUAUGCAUGCUUGUCGACCAGAUCCCAACUGAUUUUUAGCUUUAGUUUGCUUUGGGUUCUGGGGGUUUGGAUCUUACCGCUCAGCUGAAUAACUGCCAUGCAUUGUACUGCACACAUUUGUAAUAGAACUGAAUGACUACAAGAUUUUAUUGUGCUGACUUCAUUUUAUAAAGAGGGGGAAAUAAAAGAAAAAAAAAUAUUCUUGAAUCCAGAAAUUCUUACAUACGUUGUGUUACUGUUCUUGCCCUGACGACUGAAAAUGACAUGCUCUGAAAAACUACUGUAGUUGAUCCAAAAGCCAUAGUGAAAAGGUGCUAGAUGUUCUGCUUUUAGGUAUGGAAAUCUCACUUGCGUGAAUGCAAUAGUUUGCCAUGGAUCUCAUGUAUUCUUGAAGCAUGUUAUAUCAAUACCCCUAAACAAUGUCAGUGAAAAUCAAUAUAGUUUAAGGGAUUUAAGAGAAAAAAAAUGAAGAAAAAAAAACAGGAAAAAAAGUGUUGUUAUACUUAUUUCAGUGUAGUACUGUACCUGCCUAUCAGGCUCUUGCUCUGAGUGUAUCAAUAUCUUAAAAUGUAUUGUUCACAUAUAGAUACCUUAAUUCAUGUUAAUGUUAGCACUAUUCUUUUGGAAUAAAUAUUUGACAAUGUCCAGCUACCCUGUUAAAUAUAAAGAACUUUCCAUUAAGGCCUAGUUAAUGAGCUAAUUUUUGCGUGGAAAAUGAAAAUAGAGUCUUGUAGUCUUUCUGUUAAGACUUAAUAAAAUCACCGUUUGUGUGGUGCAAAACUUUUCCAAUAAGCAGCUAAAGGUUUAUUUAGGAUUGGUGAUUGACUGCGCUGUAGAUGCCAUUUCUUGUUUACCAAUGAGUUCCUUUCACUGUGGUGGGACGGUGGUUUUAUCGUGGACUCUCCUCGGCCUUCAGGGGUCCUCGCCUGAACACCAGACUAACCCCCCGCCCACCCACCCAGCAGAGCCAGGGGCAUGUGUUCUGUGUUAGACUGAUUUUUUUUUUUUUUUUUUUUUUUGCUUUGGUACUUGCACAUUUAAAGUUACCUCAUAUGUUUUUUUUCUUUUCUCAAUGUAUUGGGGGUGGGGUGGGGGGGAGAAAACAACUAAUAUAUAUUAUAUAUAGGAAAUGGUUCUUUGUUAUCAUUUUUUCAUUCCAUCGGAAUCAUUGUUUGUAGCAUUUAACAUAACUGGUUAGUGUAUUAUAUAUACAUCUGUAUACUGUUUGAAAUUUUUAAGAUUUGUACUUUUUUUAAAUUAAAGUUGCUAGUUAUGCUUUACCAAGUAGUGCAAUCAUAUUUUUUUUAAUUAUUGUGGCUGAUUUGAGAGGGUUGUUCACUAAUAAAUGUAUGAUGUAUACCAA
Molecule: messenger RNA, 5740 nt
Organism: Oryzias latipes (Japanese medaka)
Lineage: Eukaryota; Metazoa; Chordata; Actinopteri; Beloniformes; Adrianichthyidae
Gene: rnf44
Product: ring finger protein 44
Biological process (GO): protein ubiquitination
Molecular function (GO): ubiquitin protein ligase activity
Source: RefSeq, a predicted model, not a curated record